GAGCUGCAAAAGAGUAGAAGGUGUUUGAUCGGCUAGAAAUUGCCUUGGAUUAAGAACCUGGAAAAACAAGGUUUCUCACUCAAAACCCAUACAACGGCAUCUUCCCAUCAUUCAGCAGUGGCUGGCUUUUAGUUUCAGAAGAAAUCUUCAUUGCUUCACUAGAAGAAAACUCAAAAGGAGGGGGAGUUUUUACCAGUGUCCCAUCCUCAGGUCAGAAGGAAAAGGAGCAAGGACAAAAGCGCUUGCACAUUAUUCCUUGUGAUGAAGAGAGAAGGUAAAACAUGACUGUUUCUACCUACCGAAACCUGUCUCUGAUGUCUGUCCCCUUAACUGCUCAUCUGUUUUCAAGUGUCUGCUACCAGCAUCUGUACUGCCAUGUGGUUAGAGACACAGUGGAAGAACAUCCGCCAAGUCUUGUUGCUUCUUUUCACUGCUGCUCUUCUCAUUGGGGUCACCAUGCUGGCCAUUUCAUCCAACAUCAAUCCAGUAGGCUAUUUCUUCCUAGGGGUAGGGGGAGUGUGCCUGAUCGGCUAUUUGCUGAGUGUGUUUGUUGAGUGUUACCUGAGGAAUCGACAGCAACGUGACGCAAACGAGAUACCUCCAAACAGGCAAAACCAAGAAGGGGUGAACGCUGCCUAUGAAGCACCCACCUAUGAGGAAGUGAUGACCAUGUCAGUUCCAGCAAUAUGGACAAUUGCAUCCAAUCCAGGCUUAGUACCCUCGCCACUGACUGAGCCUCCUCCUUACAAUGUAGUUAUUGAAUCAUCCACCCGAGAAGAGAUGAUGGUGGAGGCUCUCAGGGUGUCAGUGGCAUCAGACACAAUGCACACCUCUGAGACAGACACAGGACCCAGGAUGCAGUUGCAGGUGGUGAUGCCCCCAAGACUGCAGCGGUUUGUUUCUGAUAUCCAUGAAGUGAAAGGUGUUGAAGACAGGUUUGAACCACUGGAGCCACUCACUCCACCACCUGCUUAUGAGAGUGCUGUCAAUGAUGAUGUCUUUGAAGACGCCUUCCAGCCCUCCAUAUUAUGAUUCAUUUCACCUUCCAGGAAUGCAGUAUGAAAUCCCCUGUCUGAUACAGAAUGUUCCUAAAGGGAAGGUGAAAGAACUGAGAUUUUUCACACCAGAAACCGUAGACAUUUGCCUCACCAUUCUUUGAACCAGAGCUGAGCUACAGACACAGCUUCUGAUAUCACUAGAAUCUUUUGCACAAAAUACAGACCAAUGCAAUACCACAAUGCUUUGUCUUGGGAGAUACAUAAAACCACUGGGAGGAAAGCCAUGUUGUACCUGGCAACAAUUCUUACACUGGACAGACACCUUUAUGGGGGAGGAAGGUGAAUCCUGAGAAAACGCUGCCAAAGGACCUCUAAAGGACUGCAGGAUGCAGCCAGAAGUUGCCUGGGAAAGGGCAGAAAUAGAAACAGCACUAAGCAGAUUCUGCCUGUGCAUUACAAACUUCCUUGCAAUCAUCAGUCACCCUAAAACCCCUACUGACAGACUGAGGCUGUAGUUCCCCCAAGUUGCUGCUUUGCAGCAAUACAAGUUUAUAGUCUACACUGUUGCUACUCCUCUGCCGCACUUGAUGGGCAUCCUCUGCUGUGCUCCACUGCAGUCUGACUGAGGGAAGGAUGGCUGUCUUCAUCUAGAAGCUGGCACCACCUCAUACUUGUCUCUUGGGAUUGAAAAGCUGAUGGCAAGCACCUCCACCCCACACAGCCUGCAGCAGUGGACAAGAGGGAGAUAAUAGCAACUGUUUUUCCUCUACUAAGAGGAGCUGGCAAUGGGAUGUGUACACAAAUACAUGUCCUCUGCCUGAACUCUUUGCAGCUCUACAGGAGGGUGUAUUUUUCAACUGUACUACAGGUCCAAACAGAUGACUUGAGAUACUUUCUUGUUAUCAUGGCAAGCAUUUGCACUUCCAGCUCUCCAUAACACCGCCAUGCAUGGAGGCUUCUCUCUGGACUCUGGAAAGGGGCAGUCCAUCUGCCAAGGCCACAGCUGCAGGAGAGCACCUUGGAGAAUAACAGCUUUGAGACACUUGUGGUGUUCAUCGUGGCUCUAGGCUGGAGCCAGGUUCCAGCUCUCACUAUCAGUGAUGCUCUGUGGUCAUUUACAAUGGUAGAGCUAACCUGACAGGCUCUGCAGUGUUAAAGUGGUCUGCAGCAUGCAAAGAGACAUUCAUGUCUGAUGAGUGUCCAGAUACAAACAAUGAAAUAAGGUGGUCUGAAUCUCUUUAUGAAGGAGAGCAGCAAUGAUCAAAGCCGUGUCUCAUAUGACUGCAUCACCUUUAAUUCAUAUGAGAAACCAUCAAA
Melopsittacus undulatus (budgerigar) is the source of this 2315-nucleotide messenger RNA. It is a transcript of the gene TMEM139, whose product is annotated as transmembrane protein 139. The transcript is spliced from 3 exons. NCBI's taxonomy places the organism in Eukaryota, Metazoa, Chordata, Aves, Psittaciformes, Psittaculidae. The coding region runs from base 376 to 1032 and encodes 218 amino acids. The record is from RefSeq and is a predicted model, not a curated record.